This is a messenger RNA of Orycteropus afer afer, 4506 nucleotides long. Lineage: Eukaryota; Metazoa; Chordata; Mammalia; Tubulidentata; Orycteropodidae. The record is from RefSeq and is a predicted model, not a curated record.
AUGGCCCGGGAACAGAAAGAAGAGAAGAUGUCCAGGUUACAAAUGGUUUCUCAAAUCUCAGGAGGAAGUGGAGCCAGUGGUCUGAUUGCACCUGCCAUUACCGGUCCAGCCUCCGGCCUCCACCCACGUCAGAGAGGCACCCCGGAGACUGAGGCCCCCACAUCUACUGUCCAGGCACUACCCCUCAGGGCCACAGGCCCACCUCGGGAGGAUGGAAGCAGAACUUGGCAGUACUGGCCGUUUUCAACAUCAGACUUAUAUAACUGGAAAGCACAAAAUGCCCCUUUUUCUGAAAAUCCCCAAGGUUUAAUUAACUUGUUAGAUUCAAUACUAUUUACCCAUAAUCCCACUUGGGAUGAUUGUCAACAGUUAUUACAGGCUCUGUUCACCACUGAAGAGAAGGAGAGGAUACUGAAUCAAGCCAGAAAAAAUGUACUGGGAGAUAAUGGACAACCCACAACGCUUCAGAACCUCAUUGAUGCUGGGUUUUCUCUAACUUGUCCCGAAUGGGAUUGAGUAACAGAAGGUAGGGAGCAUCUCCGAAAGUACUGCCAGAUUCUAAUGGCUGGUCUCUGAGCAGUGGCAAGAAAGCCGACCAAUUUGGCCAAGGUAAACUCAGUUAGACAGGAACCCACAGAAAGCACUGCAGCGUAUUUAGAAAGACUUAUGGAAGCAUUUAGACUGUACACCCCUAUGGAUCCACAGGCUGACGAGAGUAGAGCAGCAGUAGUCCUAUCCUUUGUAAAUCAAGCAGCCCCUGACAUUAGGAGAAAACUUCAGAAGAUAGAAAGACUAGGAGAACAGACAUUACAAGACUUAAUGAAAGUAGCCGAAAGGGUGUAUAAUACUAGAGAGACUCCAGAGGAAAAGGAAGAAAGAAUAAGGAAAGAGGAACGGGACUUCUAAGCUAAAGAGAAUAGGUGAAAUCAAAAAGAACUAGCUAAAAUUUUCUUUACCGGAGUUAGAGGGGAAGUAGGAAGACGUAGGGAGAGAGGACUAGAGCAGCACGACAGGCCCCACCGAGGCCCUCCCCUAGCCCUGGACCAGUGUGCCUUCUGCAGAGAAGCCAGGCAUUGGAAAAGUGAAUGUCCCAAGAAUCCGAGAAGAGGGGAAGCUCGAAAGUACCAUAAACCUGCCCCUACCAGAGCAUUAGUAAAUACAGGAGACAGCGACUAGGGGGGUCAGGACUCAGAACCCCUCCCCGAGUCUUGGAUAACGUUAAAAGUGGAGGGGAAACCAAUAGAGUUUCUAGUGGACACCGGAGCUCAAUAUUCUGUCCUUAAUAAGAAAGAGGGAGAAGUCUCUCCAAAGACUAGCUUGGUCCAGGGGGCAACAGGAGCAAAGCAGUAUCAUUGGACAACAAAACGGCAAGUGAACCUGGGCACCAAACAGGUGUCCCAUUCAUUCUUAAUUGUACCCAAUGGCCCUGCACCGCUAUUGGGAAGAGACUUAUUAUUCAAAGCCCAAGCCCAUAUAUUCUUUCACAAAGACAGUGUCCAGGUUACCGAUGGAGAAGGCUCCCCGUUGCAGGUUCUAACAGUUUCCUUGCACGAUGAGUACCGCUUGUACAAAGAGGCAGAGAGCCAGCAUGCAGACCCAACGGAUAUAACUCCAUGGCUAAAAGAAUUUCCCCAAGCCUGGGCAGAAACCGGAGGAAUUGGAUUGGUGAAACACCGACCACCCAUCAUUGUGAACUUAAAAUCUUCUGCCACACCGGUGAGAGUCCGACAGUACCCUGUGCCUAGAGAAGCCCGAGACGGCAUACAACCCCAAAACCAGCGACUACUACAGGUAGGAGUGCUGAGAAAGUGCCGGUCUGCAUGGAAUACACUUCUCUUACUGGUAAGAAAGCCGGGGGGAGAAUACUGACCGGUACAAGACUUAAGAGAAGUGAAUUGCCGUGUUGAGGACAUACACCCCACAGUCCCUAACCCUUAUACACUUCUCAGUAAUUUGCCUCCAAACCAUGUGUGGUAUACCACCCUAGACUUAAAAGAUGCUUUUUUCAGCUUACCUCUAGUCCCACAGAGUCAAGAUAUCUUCGCCUUCGAGUGGUUUGAUGAAACUAACCAAGCCCUCGGCCAGCUGACUUGGACUCAACUCGUCCAGGGAUUCAAGCACUCGCCCACUUUCUUCAAUGAAGCCUUGAGUGACGACCUAUGUGAGUACUUGGGUCAAAACCCAUACGUGACUUUAUUACAGUAUGUGGAUGAUUUGUUAAUAGCCACUACUGAUCGAGCAGGGUGCCUUGAAGCCACAAAAAGACUACUCACCACUCUAGGAUCACUGGGGUAUUGAGCCAGCGCUAAAAAGGCUCAAAUAGCAAGGCAAGAGGUCACAUAUUUAGGGUAUAAGUUAAGAGCUGGACAGAGAUGGCUUACUGACGCCAUGAAACAGACUAUCUUGCAAAUUCCCAGACCAACAAAUCCACAGCAAGUAAGAGAAUUUUUAGAAACUGUCGGAUACUGCCGUUUAUGGAUUCUAGAUUUUGCUACGAAAGCGAAACCACUUUAUGAACUCAGUAGAGAAGGAUCAGAGUGGGACUGGACCCCAGAGAGAGAUUCAGCUUUUAAAGAACUCAGAGAAGCACUCCUAAAAGCCCCAGCUCUAACUUUACCCGAUCCUUCCAAGCCUUUUCAUCUGUUUAUUGAUGAAAAGAAGGGAAUAGCUAAAGGAGGUCUAGUACAGCAGCAGGGGCCAUGGAAAAAACCGGUAGCAUACUUUUCCAAGAAACUGGACUCAGUAGCUGCAGGAUGGCCCCCUUGUUUGAGAAUAAUUGCUGCCAUGGCCCAGUUGGUCAAAGAUUCAGAUAAAUUGACCCAUGGACAAACACUGAAAAUAACCACCCCACAUGCUAUAGAUGGGGUCCUCAAACAACCCCCAGGGAAGUGGUUUACUAACGCCAGAUUGACUCACUACCAGAGCCUACUGCUAGACACUCCGAGGGUACAAUUCCUGGCCCCAGCGAUACUGAACCCCGCCACUCUUUUACCCACCCCGGACCUAGAUGAGCCCAUACACAAUUGCUCAGAAAUAUUAGCAGAAGUCAUCACUGUCAGAAAGGAUCUGCAAGAUUACCCAUUAGCUAAUGCAGACUUUGUUUGGUUCACGGACAGGAGUAGCUUUGUGCAAAAAGGAACUCGGUAUGCAGGCGCUGCGGUGGUAGAUGCCAAAGGCAGAAUAAUAUGGGCUAGCGCUUUGCCUCCAGGGACCUCUGCCCAAAGAGCUAAAUUAAUUGCCCUUACAGAAGCACUAGAAAGGGCGGAGGGAAAGAAAUUAAUGGUGUAUACUGAUAGCCGGUACGCAUAUGCCACUCUUCAUAUACAUGGAGCUAUCUACCAGGAACGAGGAUUUAAAACCUCAGAAGGGAAAGAAAUAAAGAACCAGAUUGAAAUCCUCCGCUUACUAUCAGCUGUGACAAAACCCUGGAAAGUAGCUGUAGUACAUACUCCAGGACAUCAAAAAGGACACACCCUUGAAGCAGAGGGCAACCGGGUGGCUGAUCAGACAGCAAAAAGGCCUGCUAUAGGACAAAGGACUCAGGGUGUAGUGGACCAGUGUUGGGCCUGUCAACUCAUGAGAGCAGGGAAAAGGAAAAAUACCCACACAGGUACAAGGGUACGGGGGAGGGAACCGGGCCAUCAUUGGGAAGUAGACUUCACAGAAGUUAAACCAGGUAAAUAUGGAUAUAAAUAUCUUUUAGUGUUAGUAGAUACUUUCUCAGGGUGGGUAGAGGCAUAUCCCACUAGGAGAGAAACAACAGCAGUAGUAGCCAAGAAGAUUUUAGAAGAAAUAGUGCCUAGAUAUGGAGUGCCUAGAACAUUAGGAUCAGAUAAUGGACCAGCUUUUGUAAGCAAAGUUAUUCAGGGACUAGCCUCGACUCUAGGGUUGAAUUGGAAAUUACAUUGUGAAUAUAACCCUCAGAGUUCGGGACAGGUAGAGAGAAUGAAUAGAACAUUAAAGGAGACUCUGUCUAAAUUGGCAAUAGAAACUGGCGGAGACUGGGUGACCCUCCUUCCUUUUGCGCUCUACCGAGCGAGGAACACCCCUUACACAUUAAACCUAACCCCAUUUGAAAUAAUGUAUGGAUCACCACCCCCAAUCAUAUCCAAGCUAGAAAAUUGUACUUAGAAACUCCCGGCAGAUCUAAUUUUGGGGAUGAAAACACUCCAUAUAAUUCAAAAGGAGUUAUGGCCCAAACUCCGAGCUGUUUAUGAGAGUCCUCUUAAUGAGCAAGGAAUUAACCAUGGAAUUGAACCAGGGGAUUCGGUGUGGGUAAAAAGACACCAAAAACAAACUCUAGGACCUAAAUGGAAAGGACCUUACAUUGUUGUUCUUGUAACUCCUACUGUCCUUAAGGUAGAUGGAAUCAGUGCCUGGAUACAUCAUUUCCACGUCAGGAAAACUGACCAACCGGAGCAGCACUCAGCGCAAGUAAACUGGAAAGCAUCUACAAAUCCUGAGAACCCACUGAAAAUCAAGUUAACUCCAUACAAUGGAAACUAA